AUGUCAUCUGCCUGCUGUAAAAUAAGUUCGAUGGAAAAGCAUAAUGUUGCCCUCAAUGUGUCCUACAGUUCAUCCAACCAUGCGCGGUUCGAUUUCUCGUUCAAUAGUCUGUCUACUCAGUGUUGAGUUUUGUAUUUUUAUUGUAUUUUCUGGAUAUAUUUGAUUUAUCUCAAAAAUAAUUUUGUUUUUUUCCUUGUGAAAAGCUGUGCAAUUAAAAUAAUGCCAAGUAAAAAGACGAAGUAUAAUGCUCGUUUUCCAGCGGGUCGAAUAAAGAAGAUCAUGCAAACGGAUGAAGAGGUGGGGAAAGUUGCUCAGGCCGUACCUGUUAUCAUUUCCAGAACACUGGAGCUGUUUGUUGAAUCAUUGCUUAAAAAAGCAAUGGAAAUAACAAGCACCAAAAAUGCAAAAACUUUAAGCCCGUCACACAUGAAACAGUGCAUACUUUCUGAGAGUCGCUUUGACUUUCUCAAAGACUUAGUGAUAAUGCUACCUGAUGUGACAACCUGUGAUUUGGAAGAUGGGGCAGGACAGACCAGCAUCAGUGUUCAGCCAUCCAACAGUGUUGGAAAAUCUGAUACUGCAAGUGCUAUUCAGUGGAAGCAGGAAGGUGUUAGUGUUCCAAGCAGCAGAGAGGACAUCGGACACGUAUCUCCGUCCUUGCAAGCGGCUGCUGUUUCAAGCAAUAAAAUUAACCUAAACUUUUAUAAAGAAACUGAGGAAGCCAGUAUGAGCGUUACUGAGAGUUUUUGCCAACAACCUGCUGCUGUUGCUGUGACGCCUCCUCGGAGUUCAUUUAUACAUCCCAGUGCUACAGACAUUCGGGACACCGAUGACAGUGGAAGUGAGAAUGAAGAGCGAUACCGGAGACCAGUCAUAGUUCCGCGGUAUGUUCAGCCCAAGGCAAGUGCGACGGUAGAUGAGGAUUAUGACACUUAAAAUUGCUUCUAAAAGUCAUGUGGUUUGAAUUUUGCACCAACAGCUGACAUUUUGCAAAUACAAUUAUGUGUCGUAGUUCCAUAUUGAGAUGUUUUAAAAUGCAGUUCAGACGAAAAUAUUUCGUUUCAUUAUUAAUUUUUGUUUUAUGAGAGAAUUAAUUGAUCGUGAAUUAAGAAAUUAAUACUGUGGAAUCACAUACAUUUCUGCUCUUCUUUAUUAGCAUUAUGCACAUAAUAUUGAAGCAUGAAACAUUCAAAACACAUGAAGACAUUACAAUGAAAGUGAAACUAGUUAAUAGUUGCGUAUAAAGUGGUGAGUACAAAUUUUUAUAUUAUGAUAUAUACGUAGCUGGUUUUGCCACCUUGGGAUUAAAUGUUUGAUGCCAGCAGGUGAGUAGAAUCCUGCUGCUGUGAACAGAGUAGCUCGUAAGCUACUGGCCAGUGUUACGAGAACUUUACGAUGAUUCAAGGAAAACAUGACAGAGCUUGUCCUAUUUUAACUGGAUAUCAGAAUUACACAGAAUUGUAUUUCUCUUAAUUUUCUGCACCCUUUCUUUUCAUUAUAAAUUUUCACCUUUUGUGAUCCACUUUCAAAUAAAGGAGAGAAAAACUGUGUUUCAUUUGAUGGUUCUGUAUUUGACUCUGUAGUUAACUGCAAACAAAAUAUUGACAAGGAAAUUUAUUAUGAGAUGUAAGCAGUGCUUUUUUUGUGAUAAGUGCAGUUCUGGCUGGUUUUCCUCAAAAUACAAAGAAUAUGAGCUGGUGUAGCUCAUCCAGUAUAACGUCUGAUUAUGGACUGGAUGACGGGUUUGAUCCGCAAUGGGGACAAAGGAUUUUUUAUCUAGCCUCUGCGUCCAGGCUGACUCUGGGGCCCACUCAGCCUCCCAUCCCACGGUGUUGUUUCUUCAGGGGUAAAGCGUGGCCGAGGCAUGACACCGACCAUUUACCCCAAUUUAGUGCAUAGGUCAGGAAGGAGUAGGAGUUACACCUCCUCUUCCUCACCUGUCUCCAUAGCAUGUAGCAGGAUAACUUUACUUCACAAAGAAGAAUUAAAAUGUGUUAAAAUUGGACAUAACUCAAAGUACUUAUGUAUCUACAAAGUAGCACUGUAUUCAAGCAUAAAUGUUACAGUCACCAUCUUCCUGCAGUCCCUGUGAUUAGAGAGGCAGAUGAUGACAACUGAAGAUGACUGUGUAUGAAUGGAAACGUACUCUUUGAGCAGUGGUUCCUGGUCUUGUUGCAGUCCUAUGUUCCAAAUUUCACUAGCUUUUGUUCUGAGAAAUGUGAUUAGUUCUGCUGCUUUUAAGUGAUCGCAAAAUAAAAAUGUUUCCAGUAAAUAAUAUGUGGAAGUUCAUGUAUGUUCACAUACCAUUUUAUUUGUUCAUGAGAGGAUUGCUCGUGUCUCUUCAUGCAACUUUGAGAAAAUAACCCAGCUAUAACCUGCCUUUUCUGCAUUCAGCCUUCACAUCUGCAAAGUACAGCAAACAGGUCGAUAUCGUGCUAACAUGUAUGAUUUGAGGUUUUCAUGGCAGAGAGUCUGAAGACGGCUGUCUUCUUGGUUGUGGUGCCAUGUAGUGUGGUCAAAGUUUAUAAAUAUUUUAGAGGUCCUUGUUUCCAUCAUCAGCCUGAUGAUGGAGGCAGCAAGGACCUCUGAAAUGUCAGUAAAUUUCUGCCAUAUUAAAGGUACAACAUCCCAAGAGGCAGUCUUCUUCAUGUCAGAAUUUUAUUUGGGAGCUAAUGCUGGUCAGGUCACCACCAUUGGCUGUCUACCUUUCUUUCUUUCUAUUUUAUUUGUAGUCCUAACAGUAAUAUGGAAAUGGAACAGCUACUUCCUUCUUUAUUCCACCAUACCACAUAAUCUGCAGUUGAUACAGCAUUGUUGUAACCCAUGAAUCAUAAACCACAAAGUGCAGAUUGGAAAACCUGGGUCUAGAAUAAUUUAUAAGGCACAGAUUCUUAUAGUGAAGAAGACAAGGUGAGCGUCUUCUGUGACCAUGGCGAGAUGUAUUUUGAAGUUGCAUUGAUAAGCACCAAGUACAAAUACCUGAAGGAACAUUAACGUACUGUCCAUAUUUGUGUAAUGUGCAACAUUAGAUUUAAUCUUAAUUGUUUAAAAUUUGGGAAUAAAAAUGUAAUGAAAAUUA
Zootermopsis nevadensis is the source of this 3079-nucleotide messenger RNA. It is a transcript of the gene NC2alpha, whose product is annotated as negative cofactor 2 alpha. Gene Ontology annotation, molecular function: protein heterodimerization activity; RNA polymerase II general transcription initiation factor activity; core promoter sequence-specific DNA binding. The record is from RefSeq and is a predicted model, not a curated record. Gene Ontology annotation, cellular component: nucleus; negative cofactor 2 complex. Gene Ontology annotation, biological process: transcription by RNA polymerase II. Lineage: Eukaryota; Metazoa; Arthropoda; Insecta; Blattodea; Termopsidae.